This is a messenger RNA of Protopterus annectens (West African lungfish), 2247 nucleotides long. It is a transcript of the gene RPE65, whose product is annotated as retinoid isomerohydrolase RPE65. Gene Ontology annotation, molecular function: retinol isomerase activity; beta-carotene 15,15'-dioxygenase activity; all-trans-retinyl-ester hydrolase, 11-cis retinol forming activity. The record is from RefSeq and is a predicted model, not a curated record. The coding region runs from base 111 to 1712 and encodes 533 amino acids. Gene Ontology annotation, biological process: zeaxanthin biosynthetic process; retinal metabolic process. NCBI's taxonomy places the organism in Eukaryota, Metazoa, Chordata, Ceratodontiformes, Protopteridae. The transcript is spliced from 14 exons.
GAUUUAAGAGCUCAGUAUAAAAACAAGAACCACAGAUGUUUUUAUUUAUUUAUUUAUUUUUUCAGUUUGAAAGUUGCUUCAUUUUGAUCUGAAAAACACAAAUAGUAAAAAUGGUAAGCCGGGUUGAACAUCCAGCAAGUGGUUAUAAAAAAAUGUUUGAUACAGUGGAAGAGCUUUCUGAGCCUAUGACGACGCAUAUUACAGGCACCAUACCACAAUGGUUGAAAGGUAGCUUGUUGAGAUGUGGUCCUGGACUAUUUGAAGUAGGAUCUGAACCGUUCUAUCAUUUGUUUGAUGGCCAAGCUCUUCUUCAUAAAUUUGAACUUAAAGAUGGAAAUGCCACCUACUUCAGAAGGUUUAUCCGAACUGAUGCAUAUGUCAGAGCAAUGACAGAGAAAAGGAUCGUGAUCACAGAAUUUGGCACUUUCGCAUAUCCUGAUCCAUGCAAGAACAUUUUCUCCAGGUUUUUCACCUUUUUUAAUGGAAUUGAAGUGACAGACAAUGCUCUGGUUAAUGUAUACCCAAUUGGAGAAGAUUUCUAUGCCUGUACUGAGACCAACUACAUUACAAAGAUUGAUCCUCAGACACUGGAAACAGUUAAAAAGGUGGAUCUAUGCAAAUAUGUUUCAAUUAAUGGUGUGACAGCUCACCCCCAUAUUGAGAAUGAUGGGACUGUGUACAAUAUCGGCAACUGUUUUGGGAAGAACUUUGCAAUUGCUUACAACCUCAUCAAAAUACCUCCAAUACAAGCAGACAAACAAGACCCUCUGAACAGAGCAAGAGUUGUUGUACAGUUUCCAUGCAGUGACAGAUGCAAACCAUCUUAUGUACACAGUUUUGGUAUGACGGAUAAAUAUUUCGUGUUUGUGGAACAACCAGUGAAAAUCAACCUGCUGAAGUUCCUGUCUUCUUGGAGUCUCUGGGGAGCCAACUACAUGGACUGUUUUGAGUCUCAUGAAACAAUGGGGGUCUGGUUCCAUGUAGCCAGCAAGAAAACUGGCGAAUAUAAAAAUGUCAAGUACAGAACUUCAGCAUUUAAUCUGUUUCACCACAUCAACACUUUUGAAGAUAGUGGAUUUAUUAUUGUAGAUCUCUGCUGCUGGAAGGGGUUUGAGUUUGUAUACAAUUAUCUUUACCUUGCUGAUUUACGCAAAAACUGGGAAGAACUGAAGAAAAAUGCAUUUAAAGCUCCACAACCAGAAAUGAGAAGAUAUGUCCUUCCAUUAAAUAUUUCUAAGGAGGAUGUUGGGAAAAACAUAAUUACUUUGCCCUACACAACAGCUACGGCAAUUUUAAGGAGUGAUGGAAGCAUAUGGCUUGAACCUGAAGUUCUUUUCUCUGGACCACGUCAAGCCUUUGAGUUUCCUCAAAUCAACUACAAGAAAUGCAACGGAAAAGAUUAUACAUAUGUGUAUGGACUUGGACUGAACCAUUUUGUUCCAGAUCGGAUCUGUAAACUAAACGUGAAAACUAAAGAAACCUGGGUUUGGCAAGAACCAGAAACCUAUCCUUCAGAAGCCAUCUUUGUAGCACACCCAAAUGCAACUGAAGAGGAUGAUGGAAUACUGCUUACUGUGGUUGUUAGUCCAGGAGAAGGACAGAAGCCUGCAUUUCUCCUCAUUCUCAAUGCAAAGGACCUCACCGAAAUUGCCAGGGCUGAGGUGGACACUAAUAUUCCAAUCACCUUCCAUGGGAUGUACAAGAAAGAUUAGCAGGCACUGGAAAUGUCUAACACAACUGUGAAAUAUUACCCCCAUGUGUCACACCUGAGCACAUAAGCACACUGUAAUUGCUGGAUAUGUCAAAUAAUAUGUAUGUUUUUUUUAUACAAAUAUGGUUUAUUUUCAAACAUAUAUUUCACAAAAAAGUUUCUGCUGUUUAAUAUCUAUCUGUCUACACACAUAUAUAUAUAUAUAUAUAUAUAUAUAUAUAUAUAUAUAUAUAUAUAUAUAAAUUCAUGUGCUCAAUUAAAUAGGCAAAGAUGCAUGGACAAUGACCUUGGUGAAAACCUAAUUCCCUAAGAGCAAGAUGGGAUAUUAGGAUCAGCUGACCUCUGUUUUCCAAUCAGUAAUUGUGCAGUUUGGUAAUGAAGCAAAUUUCUAAUUUCUCAUUUUAAAAUAAUUAAAUGCUGAAAAUUUGUAAUUACAGGAAGCAAAUUAGAUUAUAGAUUUUUAACAUUUUACUGCACAGCAUUCUUACAUUUAUGUUAGUCUGCAAAUAAAAAUGACUUGACAUAUAAAAUAAAAA